AACGACCCUACUCAAGCAUGCUCUGUGGACCAUAAGUCUGAUUCUACUUUUUGUACUUAUUCUUGUAUUUUCACAAUUUUUUACUAAAACAAUCAUGCUGCCGGUCGAAUGUAUUGUACUGAAGUAAUUUUAAUUAUUUAAGAAGAAUAUCCCAGGUUCACAGGUAUGAUGAAGAAAAUCUGGGCAAAGCUCUUUUUUUAUAUCAUAUCAUUGAUUUAUAAAAUCAAUUUAUCUUACGCUAGUGAAAAUUUAGUUAAAGAAAACACAGACAACAACCCUCAUGAAUUUCAUAUAGGUGGUGUGUUGAGUAGUUUUGAAAGCGAAGAGUAUUUUCACCGAACGAUUGAACAUCUCAAUUUUAAUACGCCAUUUGUGAAUCCUGGAAAUACGUUUUUUGCUCACUCAAUAAGAAUGGAUCCUAAUCCUAUAAAAACAGCUUUAAAUGUUUGCAAACAAUUAAUUGUACGCAGAGUAUAUGCUGUUAUUGUAUCUUUACCUCAAAUAGGUGAUUUAUCGCCAGCUGCAGUAUCUUACACUAGUGGUUUCUAUCAUAUACCUGUCAUUGGGAUAUCAUCUAGAGAUUCUGCUUUCUCUGAUAAAAAUAUUCAUGUAUCAUUUCUUCGUACUGUUCCUCCAUAUUCACAUCAAGCAGAAGUCUGGGUUGAAUUGCUUAAGUAUUUUAAUUACUUAAAAGUAAUAUUCAUUCACAGUUCAGAUACUGAUGGUCGUGCAUUUGUUGGUAGAUUUCAAACUACUUCUCAAAAUCAAGGAGAAGACAUUGAAAAAAAAAUUCAGGUUGAAGCUGUAAUAGAAUUUGAGCCUGGUCUCUUUCACUUCAACAAUCAACUUAAUGAAAUGAAAAGUGCUCAAGCCAGAGUAUAUUUGAUGUAUGCAAAUAAAAUGGAUGCUGAAGUAAUUUUUAGAGAUGCUGCUGUUCGUAAUAUGACAGAAGCUGGCCAUGUUUGGAUAGUUACAGAACAAGCAUUAGAUGCAGUAAAUGUUCCUGAAGGCACUAUAGGUUUAAAAUUAGUUAAUGCAUCUAAUGAACUAGCUCAUAUAUACGAUAGUAUCUAUAUUUUGGCUUCAGCGAUAACAGAUAUGAACCGUACUAAAACCAUUACUCAGCCACCUGCUGAUUGUGAUAAUUCAGGAACAAUAUGGGAUACGGGCAAAACACUUUUCGAUUAUAUAAAAAAACAAGUAUAUAAAGAGGGACAUACAGGAAAAGUAACUUUUGAUCACAAUGGAGAUAGAAUUUAUGCGGAAUAUGAUAUAGUUAAUGUGAAAGAAGUGGCAUAUAAGGAUGCCAUUGGAAAAUACUACUUUAAUAGUGAAUUAAAUAAAAUGAAACUUCGUUUAAAUGAGUCAAAUAUCAUGUGGCCUGGACGUUUAAGGAAAAAACCAGAAGGUUUUAUGAUACCAACUCAUUUAAAAGUUCUAACAAUUGAAGAAAAACCAUUUGUUUAUGUUAGACAUCUACAAAAGGAAGAUGACCAAAAUUGUGAAAAGGAUGAAAUUAAAUGUCCAUUGUAUAACACAUCAACUAAAGAGCCUAAGAUUUACUGUUGCAAAGGAUAUUGCAUAGAUUUACUUGUGGAGUUGUCAAACACAAUUAAUUUCACAUACAGUUUAUCACUAUCCCCAGAUGGACAAUUUGGAAAUUAUGAAAUAAGAAAUAAUUCAGGAAGUGGAAAAAAAGAAUGGAAUGGAUUAAUCGGAGAACUAGUAUAUGAACGAGCAGACAUGAUAUUAGCUCCAUUAACUAUUAAUCCAGAAAGAGCAGAAUUUAUAGAAUUUAGUAAACCAUUUAAAUAUCAAGGAAUUACAAUUUUAGAAAAAAAACCAUCAAGAUCUUCUACCCUAGUAUCAUUUUUACAACCAUUCAGUCAUACAUUAUGGGUACUGGUUAUGGGCUCUGUUCAUGUUGUGGCUCUUGUUUUAUAUCUGCUUGAUCGUUUUUCUCCAUUUGCACGUUUUAAAUUAAUCAAUGCAGAUGGAACAGAAGAAGAUGCCCUCAAUUUAUCCAGUGCAACAUGGUUUGCAUGGGGUGUGUUACUAAAUAGUGGAAUUGGAGAAGGAACACCAAGAAGUUUUUCAGCUAGAGUAUUAGGUAUGGUGUGGGCUGGUUUUGCCAUGAUAAUUGUUGCAUCAUAUACUGCCAACUUAGCUGCUUUUCUCGUUUUGGAAAGACCAAAAACAAAAUUAUCUGGAAUUAAUGAUGCCAGGCUACGUAGUACAAUGGAAAAUUUGACAUGUGCUACAGUUAAAGGCUCUGCUGUUGACAUGUAUUUUAAAAGGCAAGUGGAACUCUCAAAUAUGUACAGAACUAUGGAAGCCAAUAACUAUGAAACUGCAGAAGAAGCUAUAAGGGAUGUAAAAAAUGACAAACUUAUGGCAUUUAUUUGGGAUAGUAGUCGUUUAGAAUUUGAAGCAGCCCAAGAUUGUCAAUUAGUAACUGCUGGUGAAUUAUUUGGGCGUUCUGGUUAUGGAAUUGGCUUACAAAAAGGAUCACCUUGGUCAGAAUCAGUUACUUUAUCAAUUUUAGAUUUUCAUGAAAGUGGAUUUAUGGAGAGUUUAGAUGAUAAAUGGAUAUUUCAAGGGCGAGUGGAACAGUGUGAAGAUCAAGAAAAAACUCCUAACACAUUAGGAUUAAAGAAUAUGGCUGGUGUUUUUAUUCUUGUUGCUGUUGGUAUUGUAGUAGGAAUGUUUUUGAUUGUUAUUGAAAUUGGGUAUAAAAAACAUCAUGUUCGAAAACAAAAACGGCUGCAAUUGGCACGGAAUUAUGGACAAACAUGGAGAGCUAUAGUUCAAAAACGUAAGGUUAUGAGAAUGCAAAGUAGAGGCAGUGGUGUGGGUGCACUUAGUUUAUCAGUUGAAGCUUUACCUAGAAGUGUGCUAAAUAUACAAAGUCCAAUUAGGUCAAUUGAAACAUUACCAAGAACAUGUCGCAAUUCACCAAGUCCAACAAGAGCAUGGUCUGGCAGACAAAUGGUACAUAGAAAGAGUGAUGACUUACCAUUAAGAUCACCAAUAAGUGGACCACAUCAAUUACAUUAUCAUAAUAAUUUUAUAUAAUCUCUGAAUUUUACUAUACUAUAGGUGUGUCAUGGGAUUACUAAUUAAUAAAGUGAGAGCAAUGUAAUAUAAACCAUA
Daktulosphaira vitifoliae (grape phylloxera) is the source of this 3153-nucleotide messenger RNA. Its product is annotated as glutamate [NMDA] receptor subunit 1-like. Gene Ontology annotation, molecular function: NMDA glutamate receptor activity. Gene Ontology annotation, biological process: regulation of membrane potential; ionotropic glutamate receptor signaling pathway; monoatomic ion transport. NCBI's taxonomy places the organism in Eukaryota, Metazoa, Arthropoda, Insecta, Hemiptera, Phylloxeridae. Gene Ontology annotation, cellular component: NMDA selective glutamate receptor complex; synapse; plasma membrane. Bases 166 to 3075 code for a protein of 969 amino acids. The record is from RefSeq and is a predicted model, not a curated record. The transcript has 16 exons.